Molecule: messenger RNA, 2383 nt
Organism: Triticum dicoccoides
Lineage: Eukaryota; Viridiplantae; Streptophyta; Magnoliopsida; Poales; Poaceae
Exons: 7
Coding region: 323-2125 (600 amino acids)
Source: RefSeq, a predicted model, not a curated record
GCUUCCGCCAUCCUCCUCCUUCAAGCCACAAUCACCCACCAGGCCACCACUCCCGCCUAUCUCCGCACUGCUUCCCGACGGCGGCGGCGCUGCUCCAGAUCUACGGCCAAGCGCACCCCUUCCCUUCCCUUCCCCAACUACUCCCGCCGAAGGCCGCCUACGGGGCAACCCGGCCCCACAUCAUCGAACGGGAACCGGCCGCCGCCGCCGCCACGCCCGGGGGCCGCGGGCGCACCGCCUCCGACACAUCUACGGCGGGAGGAGCUCUCCCUGCCCUGCUCGCGCGCAAGCUGCAAGGCUAGAGUUUCCCAUAAAUAACUAGAUGGCUCAAGCUGCAAGGCUGAGUCUAAGAAUGCAGAAAGAGAUUAAACUUCUGCUCAGCGAUCCACCUCCUGGAGUUUCUCUUAAUCUGUCUGAUGAGGAAAGUUCCUUGCCGUCUUUAUCGAGCAUUGAGACCAGAAUUGAGGGCCCUGAGGGAACAGUUUAUUCAAAAGGAGUUUUCAUUCUGAAGAUCCAGAUUCCUGAGAGAUAUCCUUUUCAACCUCCCAAUGUGACUUUUGUUACUCCCAUCUAUCACCCCAACAUCGACAAUGGAGGACGCAUUUGCCUUGACAUUCUAAAUUUACCUCCAAAGGGUGCCUGGCAACCAUCACUCAACAUUUCUACUGUUUUGAGAAGCAUUGGUUUGCUGCUAACUGAGCCAAAUCCUGAUGACGGGCUCAUGGCGGAAAUAAGUCAAGAGUACAAAUACAACAGACAGGUUUUUGACAUAAAUGCUCAAUCUUGGACUCAGAAGUAUGCUAAUCCGGCAGUAGUUGGCACAAGUGGUUGGAGCUCUUUAGAUGCUUCAGUUCAGGCACAGACCAUGAAAAUGGAGAACUCACAGAACCUGGAACCUUUGCUGGAAGUUCCUAACAAAGAUUGUGGAGGGAGUCGAAAGAAGAUGCGGUUACUGGGUAAAAAGUUAUCACUAAAAUCAGAAGGAUCUGAAGAGAAUGCCAGCACUCUUAAGCAGGAUGUGGUGGCAGGCCACUUACUAUCCACGGCAGUAUCCACUCUUCCUACUACAUGCUUGUCUCAUGUUUCUGUCAGACAGAAUCCUACUUCCGAAAGUAUUUCUGCCAGUGCUGAUAGUGGAGUAAUUUCAAAGAAACAAUACCAAGUAAAUAGAGCAAACUUCCAGUUACAUGGACAGAGACCUUCUGUUACAUUAGAGGCUCCAAACCAAAGGACCAGUGACAGUGUGGAAGGUAAGUUCCCCAAUCAUCUUCCAGUGUCAGCAUCCGAUACUAAAGAUCAUGUCACGCAAUCUUCUGGUGAUGUCUUAGUGAAGAGUAUGACAAAAAGCAUUGGUGAAUCAUCAGGUAAUGUGCAUAAAUCAUCAGAAGGCAAUAGAACGACUGUUGGGUCACUUGGUCAGACGAUGCAACUGAAAUUGCUAAAGCCUGAAAGCAAGAGCAAUGAUCAGAAUGAAUAUAUGGCUCCAGAUCAUCUUUCUUCACUGCCAGGUUUUAAUAAUCUGCAGAAAAAGUCCUCAGAUGUUUCAAAGGAAAUUUCUAUUGGAUGUGCUGAUCUGGUUCAAGACAAUUCUCAUACUGAGCAUGUACUUUCUAAAACCCAGUCGGUAAUACAUAAAGAAUACAAUCAAGGUCGAAAGAAGCUGAGCUUACUAAGUAAGAGGCUGUCACUGAAAUCUGAGCUGCCUGAGAUGGACAGGACAAGUGACAAGGGAUAUAAGCCAUCUAAUUGUUCACAGGAUGAUAGGAAGCCUAGUGAACUGCCAUUGUCAGGUCCAGUUGCCAUAAGCCGAACCAGGGACCUGGGCUUUGUUGAUUCACAGAAAAGUUUCAGCCAAAGCGAUCGUCCCGUCAAACAGAAUGCAACAUCUAUGAAAAAUGUUGUUUCAGACAGUGAAGAUAGUGCAGACGAAUGUCAGGUCAUUGAACCAGGCCUUGUUCAAUCACACAAAAGUGUCAGCCAAAGCAAUUGUUCCACCAAACAAAAUGUAAAGCUGAUGGAGAUUGUUUCAGAUAGCGAAGAUAGCGCAGACGAACGUGAAAAAAAACCUUCAAGAUCAAGGUUAUCGUUGAUGAAGAGGCAGUUGGCUGGAAAGCUUCGAAGUUGAUUCCAUCCGAAAAAGUUGCUGUCAUGUAGAUGCUUUGAAGAUGAAGAUGUCCCAUUAGUAACCAGGCUGUUUCUGGGCAGCUCGCGCACGUUUUGAUGUUUAUAUUGCUUUAUGAUGUGGCGACUGUUGUGGUUGUGUUAGCAGCUAGUCUCAUUGGGAGCAACUCUGUUUCUAUGUUUUUAUCCCUGGUUACGAUGUAAAAAGAAACAAGCAAGAAAGCAACGUGCUUUCUUUUUAUCUCAUAUGAUGCUUACUUUC